UGGCGGCCCUCAGGAGGAAUGGCAGUUGUGGGCAGCAUGCUUGGCCUGUUGCAGCAGCAUGUGGUGAUAGGGGCUGCCCCUGUGGUCCGCUGCCUGCACAUAUCUUCGCGUUGGGCUGACAGCAGCAGAGCUUCGCUCACUCGUGUGCACAGACAGGCCUAUGCACGCCUCUACCCCAUGCUCCUGGUCAAGCAGGAUGGCUCCACCAUUCACAUCCGCUACCGGGAGCCCAGACGAAUGCUGGCGAUGCCUGUGGACCUGGAUGCCCUGUCCCCAGAGGAGAGGCGGGCACGGUUCCGCAAACGGGAGGCCCAGCUCCGAGGGAAGGAGGAGCAGCAGCCAGAGCUCCUUGACAACUUUGACCUGGAGCGGUACAAGCAGUUUUGGACCAAGAAAUGAUCAUACCCACAAGCUGCCCUGGCUCAGGAUGCUGUAGAAGGGGAGGGCAUUCAUCUUUAAAUUGAGUGUCAGGAUUUUAAAA
Molecule: messenger RNA, 481 nt
Organism: Myotis brandtii (Brandt's bat)
Lineage: Eukaryota; Metazoa; Chordata; Mammalia; Chiroptera; Vespertilionidae
Product: 39S ribosomal protein L55, mitochondrial-like
Exons: 1
Coding region: 19-399 (126 amino acids)
Biological process (GO): translation
Cellular component (GO): mitochondrial large ribosomal subunit
Molecular function (GO): structural constituent of ribosome
Source: RefSeq, a predicted model, not a curated record